AUGUCAUCCCCGAAAGACUUUGUGUUGGAGAUCACACCUCCCACUGAGAAUGAUGUAACGUCACUAAACUCGUUAAAUGUGUUGAAGUUUUCGGUCAAGCAACGAGUCCCCCCACUCAUAUAUCGGACACGGUACUUUCUUUUAUGCGGUUCCACUAUCGGUCUUGUAAUUUGUGUAGCAUAUAAUUACAAGGCAAUCACCACGGUGUACACUUUGUCUGUCAUACUAAUUCAGGUAGUGGUGAUUGUGUUGCUUCUUUUUGUUCAAGAGCCGCAAGAUACUUUGACGAUCAUGAAGGGAAUUGGAGCGCAGUUAGAAUCCCACAAAAUAAUGUCCUUCCAAAGCAGUAACACCUUCAUUCCCAUUAACAACAUAAUCGAUCUAGUUAUACACGAAGGAUUUCAUAAUUAUGGACAAGUUAUAUUCUACUUGUGCUUUUUAACAAAAAAUUUCCAAUUGGAGAAACUGGCAAAGGAUGAUGUAAUACAGGUCGUAUUUGGUGAAUUUUUACCAAGGAAGGACGUUUUAUUGAAAGUUUGGAAGUUGAGUAGACAAUUGCUUUUUGGUGAAACAAAAAGGUAUU
This is a messenger RNA of Lodderomyces orthopsilosis Co 90-125, 583 nucleotides long. Its product is annotated as phosphatidylinositol N-acetylglucosaminyltransferase. The transcript has a single exon. Gene Ontology annotation, cellular component: glycosylphosphatidylinositol-N-acetylglucosaminyltransferase (GPI-GnT) complex. The record is from RefSeq and is a predicted model, not a curated record. The annotation marks the transcript as partial. Gene Ontology annotation, biological process: GPI anchor biosynthetic process. NCBI's taxonomy places the organism in Eukaryota, Fungi, Ascomycota, Pichiomycetes, Serinales, Debaryomycetaceae.